This is a messenger RNA of Cladophialophora immunda, 2991 nucleotides long. RefSeq lists its product as uncharacterized. The coding region runs from base 381 to 2063 and encodes 560 amino acids. The transcript has a single exon. The record is from RefSeq and is a predicted model, not a curated record. NCBI's taxonomy places the organism in Eukaryota, Fungi, Ascomycota, Eurotiomycetes, Chaetothyriales, Herpotrichiellaceae.
AGCGUAAGGCCGAAGGCGCACCACGCCUAUCAAGAUGGUCCCUGCAAAACACUGGCACCAACUUGCCGCAGCCCGGAAGUUCUUUAUCCCUCGAUUCCCCUCUCUUACCACGGGAGUCGAUGAUCUAGAGGCUAGGCUAUCGCGCACGAGGGCUACGGACCAUUGUCUGUUCUGAGCCAGCUGAUUUCCACGGAGCUGGCAGUCCUGCUCGGGCAAGCAUAUUGACCGCUUGUUGCAGGUCCCCAAGUGCUUUGCCUCACCCAUUCUUUCCUCUUUGUAUUUGUCCGCAGAUCCCUCUUCCGGUCCCUGAAAUCUUGUCCAUAAGUGGCCAUGCGCACUCAUCUCUUACAAAGCACGACCUGUGAAUAUGCAUCUCUGAGAUGCCCGCGCACAAGGCCGGUCUUCUUUUUGUGAACAAGACGCCCUCGUCAAAGUCCCUUUCCAACAGUAAAGGUGACCUAGAGAGCUCGCGCCAGAUUCACAAGCAUGUCCAGAAAUCUCGCGACUACCAACAGGAAAAGGAAACCAGGAGGAAAUUGAAGAGAGCCAGGCUGCUUUCUCUUGGAUGGACUCCUGUUUCCGUCGCACCCAGGCAAACGCCCGCCUCGGCACCUCUAUCGGUGUCUUCAGACACACCUCCCAGCGAGGGUACCCGUUCUGUUCCCCUUAGGCCCCACGUCCAUCACCGGCGCGAGGCAGACGCUGGUUGCUGCACUACUACAGAUGGACCCAAGAACGACGUGCCCAAGCUCUCGCUUGUCAUGCCCACAUGGGGCUCAUUGGAUCCGUUUGGCCAGUUCAGAGUCCCCAUGAACGUCGAGAAGCAUCGAAUACUCGAGUACUUCGUACUGAGGUUCUUCCCUGCGGUGACUCGAAGCGAUAUGGUCGCAUUCAUGGGUCAUCCUCGAGCACCCUCAUCCAGCCCUGCUGUGCAAAUUGUCCGCCGAGCCUCCACCGACGAACUGCAUGUCCUUGCCCUUUUGGCUGCCGCUAGUGCUCGCAUGAAGUUUGUUGAUCGAUAUCAUUUCUCCCGAGCGGAUCUACCCGAACGGUUGGCAGAUGCAACUCUUCGACUCCUGAGGAACUACUUGGAGCAAGCCCGACCAAUUACCCAUGAGUUGGUGCAAAGCAUCUUAUAUUUGUGGGCAGUCGAGAGCUACCGAAGAAAUUGGGAGGCGGUUUGGACGCAUGGGAAGAUGAUCAUGUACCUCUGCAAUCGUCACCUGGGCGGCUUCCAAAACCUGAAUCCUUACAUGCGCCGGAUGCUCUGGCUUGCUGAUCGUUUCCAGGCUGCUGCUACACAGACUCCACCGUUGAUCGAGGAGAGGUGGGAGAUUGAACAGCUUACCCCGCAACAAUACACCUGCGCAGUGGCUGCCUUGCGCAAGAAUGGCAAGCAGCCAAUGGGUUAUGGCUUUACGGAGACGAAUAGUGUCUUCAGCGAGCAUUUUCAGACUCUUCUGGACACCGUUCUGGAACUUUGUUGCGUCAUUCAUUGCCAUUGGGUUGGCAUCACUGAACCAACACUCAUUCCAAAACAAGAUUGGGCUAUUGCUCGAAGCUAUUUUAUCGCAGACGAACUGAUCAAUUUCAAGGAUGGCAUUGUUGAGGAAGACCCUGAAAGCCCUGUUUCUGAGGAGUCGAAUUUUCAGGACUGUGUGCGACUGGCUUUGAUUGUUUGGAUGGCAUUCGUGCCAGCGUGUGUUCCGUAUGCCGCUCGUGCAGGACUCGUCACCCUGCGCGCGGCUGUCGAUGCGAGGCCUUUACGGUACCGGCUGGGAAAAUUCAUUUCGAAUCUACCUGAACAUCCGGCAAGUCUUGAAGAAGAAACGAUGCUCUUGUGGGUUGCCGGCUUGGGCGCCGUGGCGAGCGAAUUGGUCGAUAAUCAAGAAUGGUUUGCGGUGCAAUUCCAGAGACUUGCAAAGAAGCUCGGAGUUUUCUCUUGGGAAGACUUCACGCCGAUACAGGAGAGAUUUCUGCUGCUAGACCAUUUGAAACCGGGAAGUCUCAUCAAACUGACGUGGCUCUUACAGCGAGCUAUUCACGCUGAUCUUGGAGACUGAGCAAAGGCUGUGGAUUGAAAGGCCAUGUAUACCGAGUAUACCCUGGGGAAUUGCGAUACUGUCACCCGAGAUCGUUGAGGCUACUAUAACGCAACCCCGCAAAUCCUGAACCUGACUCACACUCACAAGCACUCCGACAGAAAAACGGCAAUAGCGGGAGUGUGGCGCGCCGACGCACUCAUACAGAUACUUGGACCGUCAAAGACUGGUACUCUGAUAUGUCAAGCUAACCCUGGGUCGAAGACAACGGACUUCUCUAAGUUCUUGUCUCCGGCUGCACUACGGUGACAAGUUCUUGUCUCCGGCUGCACUACGGUGACCAUACUGCGAUCCCCCAGCUUGAGUCUUCAGGGCUGGACUCUUCCGCCGGAUCACAAAUUGCCACCGGUACCUUCGACCGAGGCCACACAAUGGGCGAUACAGGUAGACCUGGUAGUUAAAGUGGACUUUGGUCUCUCGGUAGCACCGGAAAAUGUCGGAGUCAGCAAUCUUUCAGCAGAGAAUGGGACGAAAGAGAAUCGGGAGGAUCGGGUAUUGUUCGGUGCCAUGCGGAGGACUCAGUUAUAGUCGGAGGGUAGUCCAGGGAACUUGGGCACGACGAGUUGCGUUGCGACUGUAGGGAGAACCGUGUGCCCGAGAGGCCAAUGUCCAAGAGUUGAGAAUGUCGUUGACAAUGUGUGUCAUGUACGAGCAGUCGACCACACGAGUGCAUUGAACCAUAGGAGGUUCCUAGGGACCGAGGAGGAGGAGGCAGAGGCUUCAGGAAAAGGAAAAACAGAUUUGCCGAGGCAGAUGUCAAUGGAUGGAAAUCACAUGCUUGGCGGGGGAAUUUGCUCGAUGAUGACAGACUGUAAUUCCUCGUCAUUUGGUCUUUCUUUUUGCUUCUUCCCCGCAAUCAUUGUCGCUGUACAAGUAGCUUCCGCUCAAC